This is a messenger RNA of Magnolia sinica, 1843 nucleotides long. Its product is annotated as cold-responsive protein kinase 1. The transcript has 7 exons. The record is from RefSeq and is a predicted model, not a curated record. Bases 269 to 1450 code for a protein of 393 amino acids. Gene Ontology annotation, biological process: protein phosphorylation. Lineage: Eukaryota; Viridiplantae; Streptophyta; Magnoliopsida; Magnoliales; Magnoliaceae. Gene Ontology annotation, molecular function: ATP binding; protein kinase activity.
CCCUUCGAUUGGUAUGUGAUUGAGAAGUGUUGGAUUGUGAUAAUUGCAGCUGAUUUUUUUUUUCUCCCAACUUCUCUGUGUAGAAUUUUAUUUCUUUUUCAUAUAUUGAUUUAGUAAUUUAGGCCUGUUUGGAUGUCCACAUUAAUCAGGAUUUGGGCAGAUGCAGCUGCUUUUUUAGUUAAAAUAUGAGGAAACAUGGUUUGACUUGAUAUUGUACAAAGUGUUCAACGGCAUAAAAAAGCUGUGGUCAUUGGUAUACCAUACAGUAAUGCCUUGUUUUCCUUGCUUAUUUAGAAAGAAUGUGGCUUCUCCCGUGCAACGAUCUGUUGCAGUUGAUGAAGAGGUUUCAGGCAUCCAUCCAAAUGUCAGAAUUUUCAGUUACCAGGAUUUGAGAAUUGCCACUGAUGGUUUUAGUCUUGCUAAUAAAAUUGGGCAAGGAGGUUUUGGUUCUGUCUACAAGGGAAGGCUUGCAGGAGGCAGGCUUGCCGCAAUAAAGGUGCUUUCAGCUGAAUCAAGACAAGGGGUGCGGGAGUUUUUGACUGAGAUAGAUGUGAUUUCAAAUGUAGAGCAUGAAAACCUUGUUAAGCUGCAUGGUUGCUGCAUUGAAGGGCAUCGUAGGAUAUUGGUGUAUGGCUAUCUUGAGAAUAACAGCCUUGCUCAAACCCUCCUAGGUGGAAGGCGCAGUAGCAUUCAAUUCAGCUGGAAGACACGAUUAAAAAUCUGCAUCGGAGUUGCACGUGGGCUUGCAUAUCUUCAUGAGGAGGUCCAGCCACAUAUAGUGCAUCGAGAUAUCAAAGCAAGCAAUAUCCUUCUUGAUAAAGAUCUUAACCCUAAAAUUGCAGAUUUUGGUCUAGCAAAGCUUCUCCCACCAAAUAUGACUCAUGUCAGUACCCGUGUGGCCGGAACAGUAGGUUACUUGGCACCCGAAUAUGCAAUCCGGGGACAGCUUACACGAAAAGCAGACAUUUACGCCUUUGGUAUUCUCAUUAUGGAAAUAGUCAGUGGCAGAUGCAAUACCAACAAGAUGUUACCUUCUGAAGAACAAUACCUUCUUGAAAGGGCGUGGAACCUGCAUGAGUGCUGUGAGCUGGAGACACUAGUGGACCCAUCACUAAAUGGUGAUUAUGAUGUUGAUGAGGUCUGCAGGUUCCUAAAGAUUGGUCUCCUAUGCACCCAAGAAAUGCCGAAGCUUCGGCCCCCGAUGUCGACUGUUCUGAAGAUGUUGAUGGGCGAGAUGGAGGUGGACGGCGAGAAGAUCACAGAACCGGGAUUCAUUUCAGAUUUGAUGGACGUUAAAGUCAGAGACCCAAAAAAGAAAUCCAAAACAAAGAACACAUCGGACACAGCAUCCUCUGGAAUGUCACAACAGGAAAAUUCAUCAGUGUUGUCAGAAAACACCACCACAUAUGCAUCCAUUACAUUCACUGCAAUAAGCGACCGGAGCCCUUGAGAAGUCACCUUAGGAUUGAUUUUUUUGUUUUCUGAUUUUUGAGCCUCAUUUGAUGUAAAUAUCGUGUAACGUCUCUUUUGGGAAAAAUAAAAAUAAAAAAAGUGGUUUAGGGGGCGUUUGGUUGCACAUAUUUGCAUCAAAUUAUACUAAAUAAUCAUGAAUUAUAGUGAAAUUUCUUUAAAUUUGGUGCAACCAAACACCCUUGGCAAUUUUUCUUUUCGAAAAUUUCAAUGUAACAUUCACUGUACUUGGAGUUUUGCUAAAAACCCACAUGCACCUAUAGGUGGGCAUAUGUGGCAACCUGGCAAUGCUUUUGGGACAUUAAAGCUGUUCAUCAGGUUGGCCACAUGAACAUUGAAUGCAGAUGGUUGGAUAUUCUUUACGUUUUUUUAA